This is a messenger RNA of Nelumbo nucifera (sacred lotus), 1393 nucleotides long. Lineage: Eukaryota; Viridiplantae; Streptophyta; Magnoliopsida; Proteales; Nelumbonaceae. The record is from RefSeq and is a predicted model, not a curated record.
CAUUCCACAGUAAGAGCAAGGCUGCAAGCAAGAAAGUUCUUUCCUUAACAAUGACUCCUCUCUCCCCAGAACUGAGUUUUGGUUCUUCUUCUUCUUCUUCAUCCAUUUCUCUAACCAUUAUUUUCUCUCUCUUCUCUUCCCUUCUCUUAUCAACCAUUGAUGCCCGUCUCACCUUACCUUACAAUGCAACAGUCCCAGCUUUGAUCGUGUUUGGAGAUUCAAUUGUAGACUCCGGCAACAACAACAAUCUUGCGACCUUGGUUAAGUGCAAUUUCUCUCCGUAUGGAAAGGAUUUCAUGGGAGGAAUACCCACAGGAAGGUUUAGCAAUGGAAAGAUUCCCUCCGACCUUAUAGCUGACAGUCUUGGAAUUAAGCAGCUUUUGCCCGCUUAUCUCGACCCCAAUCUAAGAACAGAGGACCUACUUACUGGAGUAACCUUUGCUUCAGGCGGUACAGGAUUUGAUCCUCUCACCCCAAAAGUCGCCGCGGUUCUAUCACUGUCGAAGCAAUUGGAGUUGUUCAAAGAGUACGUGGGAAGGUUGAACUUAGCGGUGGGAGAGGAAAGAAGCGCAACCAUCAUAUCUGAGAGCAUGUACAUUGUUUGUGCAGGAAGUGACGACCUCGCAAAUACAUAUUUCACUACACCCUUCAGGAAAUUGAGCUACGACGUCCCCUCUUACACCGAUCUCAUGCUCCAGUCGGCUUCUAGUUUCGUACAGGAGCUGUAUGGUUUAGGGGCAAGAAGGAUUGGAUUGAUUAGCAUUCCACCAAUAGGAUGUGUGCCAUCACAAAGAACCUUAGGUGGAGGAAAAGACAGGAGUUGUGCAGAGAACUACAAUGAAGCGGCAAAGUUGUUCAACACCAAACUAUCUUCAGAGCUAAACUCGCUUAAGCAGCAGCUCCCCCAGUCAAGACUUGUCUAUAUUGAUGUCUACUAUCGCAUACUUGAUAUCAUACAAAGGCCUCAAAAUUAUGGAUUUGAAGUGAUAAACAAAGGAUGCUGUGGUACGGGGAAGAUAGAAGUAGCGGUUCUAUGCAAUGACUUAGACCCUCUUACGUGCUUAGACGUUUCUAACUACGUAUUUUGGGACAGUUACCAUCCAACAGAAAAAGCCUACCGGAGCGUUGUGGAACCAGUAUUGAGCAAACACAUUAACGAGUUCUUCUGAGACAUACUCAUCAUAAACCAAGGGAGAUUCUUUUCUUCUUCUGGGUCCAGAUGAUCUCUAUCUACACAAACAUCGUUGCAUUCACAUAGAUACGAGAUAUUUGUCUUUUACACCUCUUCUAUGUUAAAAAUGCUCCUCAAUUAAAUGGAUUUUUCAGUGGAUUUAGCAUCUUGAAUUUGGCUGGGCUUCACCUUGGAGCUCGAGCUAUGGAACAUGUCUAAUAC